Peniophora sp. CBMAI 1063 is the source of this 1566-nucleotide messenger RNA. The record is from the annotation of a GenBank genome assembly. Lineage: Eukaryota; Fungi; Basidiomycota; Agaricomycetes; Russulales; Peniophoraceae.
AUGUCCGCGCAAAUACUUCCUCCCGACAUCGUACGGGAGAUAUUGGAUCACGUCGCAGAUGCCGAACCAGCUGGCUAUGACUUUCACUCGAAAUCAUACAAGCUGGGUUGGAUCUCCACCACACACGUCUGCAGAAGCUGGAGAUACGUCGGGUUCGGUGCUGCGUCCCUAUGGGCGGACGCGGCCUGCGCCUUUCCGGAUUCUAUCAUCGCGGACGAGCUCAUUACGCGCGCUCGUGGUUGUCCAUUGAACAUGAGAAUUACCAACCAUGACGCGAAGGGCACCGGCUCGCACCGAUACCAGCACUCUCAGCCGCUAACGUUGAGCUGGUUUCUCAAAUACAGAAACUGCGCUCGCCAUUUCAGCUGUUCCAUCUCCAAGGCAGCCAUCGUUCGUGGUGAUGCUGAAGUCAAAAUCUUGUUCGCGGAUCCUCUACCGGUCACCGAAUACAUAUCGAUUGUGGUGGACGAUGAUUUAGUUGGCGCAUCCGCCACCCCUGCAUCUAUGGUAGCGCUCAACGCUCCUGUCUUGGACCACGCCCACUCGAUUGGCAUGCUGCCGUCCCCAACAUCGACGCUGCCUAGCCUUCGCUCUCUACGGCUGUACCUCAGAGACGACGAGGCUAGGGCGAUGGAUGGCAUGGCUAAUCUGUAUGGACUGCUACGGGCAUUGCCACUUUUGGAAUCUCUUACUUUGCGUCUGGGCGGCGCGAUCACAUUGCCGCUUGUCGAUCGAACUCCUGUGCGCCUCGAACAUCUGCAAUCCUUCAAUGCACGUUGCUGCCCUGCUCUAGCUUUAGAUCUACUCGAGACCAUCGUCGCCCCUUCCAUGGAAAUGCUUGUUGUCAAUACCUCCGACGAAGUAACAGGUAGCGAUUUUAUAGUUCAAGCCCUCGCUCUUCAACAACGCCAGUUUCCGCUGGCCAGCGAGGGAUCUCUAUCCGUAUCGGACACAUCCUUGUCAUUGGCCAAUACUGCAUCCGGCCUGCCGAGUCUGCGCCUCAAAUUUCCCAGCUUGGCGGGAUUGAGCUUUGUGGAGCUUCUGUCAGCGCUACCACAACACACGGACGUCUCCCAAUACCGACAUUUCGCGCUCGCGGUGCCGGAUUGUACGAUGUACCAUGGCUUAUAUGCUGCCAUGGUAGCCAUAGGACGGGAGAUGACACGGAUCACGACACUUGUGAUCAGCGGGGAGAUUCAUCAACAUCUACUAUGGAUGCUUCAAUCAACAACAGAUGGCGAAUCCUCCGCGGCCGUGCCCUUUCCGUCUUUGCACACCCUAGGUUUGGGCAUGGUGGACCUCCGUCCACGGUCGGGAGAUAUGUGGUCUGGCAUAACUCUGUCGAAAAACACGCUGUCGUGGUGGAACGUCAUGAUGGAUGUGCUGGAAAGUCGUAUUGAGAAGGGGAGCGGCGUUAGAUGCCUGACGUUCGAGGGAUGCGAUUGUGCGCGGGGAGUGUGCACGCGGGUAUGGACCGAUCGAGCAGAAGCUUACUUGACCAAAGGUUUUAUAUCUGAGCUCGUUGAUAACCGGAAGAGGAUUUCGACUUGUUACCUAUGUGGCUGA